Messenger RNA from Oppiella nova, 363 nucleotides. The record is from the annotation of a GenBank genome assembly. Lineage: Eukaryota; Metazoa; Arthropoda; Arachnida; Sarcoptiformes; Oppiidae.
AUGUUGAAUAAAGCGGUGAAACCUACGGAUCAAACCCCUAUCAAAGGGUUGUCCAUAUCGUCGGCCCAGUCGUCGACAUAUAGUGAAUUUAAAGCCGAUUCUGAGGACACGAUAAGUGAUAUACAAGAGGAAGAAGAUAAUGGAUUGACAUUAGCUUUGAGUCAAUCGGAAGUAGAGCCUAAAGAUUGUAAGACAAUGAGUCAUACAUUAACUAUAAAGGAUACGGCACCGGCAGAAAACAUUUCAUUUGAAAACAAUUAUAUAAACCUUUUCGAAGAGUUGUCUGUAAUAGGAUCGGGAGGUUUUGGAACGGUAUUCAAAAUGAAGCAUAGAUUCGAUGAACACAUAUAUGCCGUCAAAUGA